AACGAUUAUAAACAAAAAAUGGAUCUUUUGAAUAAAGGAGUUGACAUGCUACGUAAACGCCGAUCGACGCUCACUCUACGGCGGAAGAGCAAAGAACCUUCCAGUGCCGCCUCUUCACGGCCAUCCUCCAUCUCAAAGACACCCAGUAUUUCUAGCAGUAUCACCAGUGACGACGCCAGUGACUGGUCUCAAGGUACUUGCUCAGGUCACGGCAUGGGUAUCAGUAGCUGGAUGACCCCAAUCAAUCCUCCAACCAAAGACGACACAGAGCUCAAUACAUCACGUUAUGAAGAUGACUAUAUUGCGCCUGCUUCUGCCUUGUCUAAAUACGAUUAUCUUGCCUCCUCUCCUUCCCUCGCUUCGCCCCUUUCACCCAUUCCUCAACCUGUCGAGGAAGAGUCCUAUUUCACUCAACAUACCGAUACUGUCACUUCCACACCUUCCUCCGAAUCGGUACCAGCUACACCUGCUUCCAGCACCGCAGUUUCGGUGGCCAGCGAAAAAGUCCCUCCUCUUGCGCAUCCCAAAUCCUCGUACACUCCUCGCCCACGUCUCGUUACCACCAAAAGCAGCAAUGCCAUUCCUCGCACGGUACGCCGCAAACGACCUCACCGAAAACUGCACUUGGACGACUUCAUCUUGAAAGAGACAUUAGGCACCGGAUCGUUUGGUCGAGUCCACCUGGCUCAGUCCAAAUUCAAUAAAAAGCAUUAUGCCAUUAAAGCCCUUGACAAGUAUGAUGUCGUCCGCCUCCGUCAGGUCGAGCAUACCAAUAAUGAGCCCACCAUUCUGAAAGAAAUCUCGCAUCCUUUCCUCGUGAAUCUUUGGGACGCAUUCCAGGAUGACACUCAUUUGUUCAUGGUCAUGGACUAUGUUCCCGGCGGUGAACUGUUCCGUAUCUUGCGCAAACAAAAGAAAUUCUCUGAAUCAGUGGCAAAAUUCUAUGCAGCUGAAGUGAUUUUAGCUCUUGAAUAUCUUCAUUCGCAGAAUAUCAUUUACCGUGACUUGAAGCCCGAGAACAUCCUGCUGGAUGGGAAGGGUCACGUUAAGCUGACCGACUUUGGUUUUGCCAAGCGUGUCGAUGAUGUGACCUGGACGGUGUGCGGCACUCCCGAUUACCUUGCUCCAGAGAUUAUUCGAUCCAAGGGAUACAGCAAAGCCGUCGACUGGUGGAGUCUAGGCGUACUUAUUUACGAGAUGCUGGUUGGCGCACCACCUUUUGUCGAUAAGAAUCCCGUCGCUCUGUAUGAGAAGAUUCUCGAUUGCCGCGUUACAUGGACUGACGAUAUCUCGCCGGUGGCCAAGGACCUCUUAAUGGGGCUGUUGACUCCGGACUUGACUCGCCGUUACGGCAAUCUCGAACACGGCACCCGCGAUAUCAAGGACCAUCCCUGGUUCGCCGAUAUCGAUUUUCACCAAGUUUUGCGCCGAAAGACCAAACCGCCCCAUACUCCCGAUAUUAAGGACGAUGGUGAUACUGCCUGCUUCCAACGCUACAAGGAACCUCAACAUCCUUACGGUCGUGUGCGCGGCGAUCCUUACCGCUCCAAAUUCCCAGCGUUCUAAGAAAAAAUCCUUCCUGCACUUAACAUUCAUUUUUUUUGUAUAUUUUCCCAUCAUCUUCAAGCCAUACCACAUGAACCUAUGCAUUCAUAUUACUUACAUACCCCUCAAUGCGCUUUCUAACAGUUCAUUAAUAUAACGUCAGUGUUCAAAUAAUAAAGAAUAAAAAAAAA
Radiomyces spectabilis is the source of this 1736-nucleotide messenger RNA. RefSeq names its product kinase-like domain-containing protein. Gene Ontology annotation, cellular component: nucleus; cAMP-dependent protein kinase complex. The record is from RefSeq and is a predicted model, not a curated record. Bases 19 to 1566 code for a protein of 515 amino acids. Gene Ontology annotation, molecular function: cAMP-dependent protein kinase activity; ATP binding. Gene Ontology annotation, biological process: peptidyl-serine phosphorylation. The transcript has 4 exons. NCBI's taxonomy places the organism in Eukaryota, Fungi, Mucoromycota, Mucoromycetes, Mucorales, Radiomycetaceae.